AUGGAUUUUGAUGAGCGGGUACCCGUUGGGUCUAACAUGUAUUUGCCCAGCUGUACUUAUUACGUGUCUGGAACGGAAUUCUCCAGUCUUCCUCCUUUUCUGCCCCAGACCCCGUCUUCAUGCCCCAUGACAUACUCAUACUCCACGUCCAAUUUGCCACAGGUUCAGACCGUUAGAGAGGUCUCUUUCAGGGACUAUGCCAUUGACACGUCCAGCAAGUGGCACUCCAGGGGCAAUCUGCCACACUGCUACGCGACAGAAGACAUGGUGCACAGGGACUGCAUGUCCAAUCCUGGAACUUUGGGGGACAUGUUAUCGAAAAACAACUCGGUUUUUUACCACUCUAACACGAGCCACACACCCAACAUGUUUGGCAGCGUAGGGAGGAACGGAGUGCUGCCCCAAGCAUUCGAUCAGUUUUUCGAGUCAGCGUACGGGGACGUGGAAAGUCAGUCGAGCGACCAUCCAGUGGACAGAGCAACCAGCAAAGCGCCUCCGCAUGCUGAAUCAGGGAGCGACAGUUGUCGGGGAACGGAUGAGACCGAGCGGUGCGAAGAGACGAGCAGCCCCGAGUCAUCUUCCGGUAACAACGAACAGAAAUUCAACAACAACAACAACACCAACACCAACAGCACCGGACAGAAGACACGGAAAAAGAGGUGCCCUUACACCAAGUAUCAGAUCAGAGAGCUGGAGAGAGAAUUUUUCUUCAGUGUUUACAUUAACAAAGAAAAAAGGCUACAGCUCUCCAGAAUGCUCAACCUCACCGACCGUCAAGUCAAAAUAUGGUUUCAAAACAGAAGGAUGAAAGAAAAGAAACUAAACAGAGACCGUUUGCAGUAUUACACCACGAACACUCUGCUUUAG
Molecule: messenger RNA, 867 nt
Organism: Myxocyprinus asiaticus (Chinese sucker)
Lineage: Eukaryota; Metazoa; Chordata; Actinopteri; Cypriniformes; Catostomidae
Product: homeobox protein Hox-A11b-like
Exons: 2
Coding region: 1-867 (288 amino acids)
Biological process (GO): regulation of transcription by RNA polymerase II; anatomical structure development
Cellular component (GO): nucleus
Molecular function (GO): RNA polymerase II cis-regulatory region sequence-specific DNA binding; DNA-binding transcription factor activity, RNA polymerase II-specific
Source: RefSeq, a predicted model, not a curated record